AUUUACAGGAAUUGCAAUCACCGGUGUAAUUAGUUAAUCAAUAAUGGAUGGGAGAGUAAGGCAAGAAAAUCAAGUAACUGUUGAACAAACACCGACUCGAAUUGGUGAUAAUGAUACAGAUAACUCGAAUUUUAUUGUCGAAGGUUCGGCGAAAUUAGAUAUCUCCAGUCCGACCCCAGCAUUCUACAAUCCUGCGCAGCAGUUCAAUCGUGAUUUGACAAUUUUGGUACUGCAACAAUUCGUGGAAGAUCGAAGAAAGGAAUUGGAAGAAAAGAAGUGUAAUGGACAGAAUGGUGACGCGGAACCACCAAUAAAACGAUCACGAAAAUGUGGAGUCCGUGAUGAUUCUGAAAUACGUAUUUUGGACGCUUUGUCCGCAAGUGGUUUAAGAGCUAUUCGUUUUGCUAAGGAGGUCCCAUUUGUAGCUAAAAUAAUUGCAAAUGACUUUUCGGAACAAGCUGUGAGUUCAAUGAAUAAAAAUAUUGAAAUGAAUGGUGUUCAGAAUCUUGUGGAAUCAAGAUGCGGCGAUGCGGUAGAUGCUAUGAUGUCUAAUCGUUCGUUUGAUAAGCGAUUUCAUGCAAUCGAUAUUGAUCCGUAUGGUUCAGCAUCAAUGUUUCUCAGUUCUGCGGUGCAAGCUGUCACGGACAAAGGUAUUUUAAUGGUUACUUGUACAGAUAUGGCUGUCCUGUGUGGUAAUACGCCUGAAUCAUGCUAUAAUAAAUAUGGUUCUGUUGGCUUACGACAUAAAAGUUGUCACGAAUUCGCUAUUCGAGUUUUGUUGAGAGCAAUUGAUACACAUGCAAAUUGUUAUGGAAGGUAUAUCGAACCAUUACUUUCAGUAAGCAUCGAUUAUUAUUUGCGAGUUUUCGUCAGAUUACAUACAAGUGCGUUCAUCGCCAAGGAUAGUGUAAUGAAGGUAUCACAUGUAUUCGCAUGUACUGGAUGCCAUUCAUUACACUUGCAACCACUUGUGAAAAAAAUAACAAACGGAAAUAGUAUAAAAUAUACACCUAAAACAUUUGAUGUAACCUUGUUGGAUAAGGAUGGAAAAUGCGUGCAUUGCAAACAGUCGGUACAUAUGGCUGGUCCAAUCUAUAGUGCACCAAUACAUAAUCAACAGUUUGUAAAUAAACUUUUGCAAAGGUUGAAAACACUUCCGGAGGAAAAACGAUCAGAAACGUAUUUGCGUACAGUUGGAGUUCUAACUGUUAUUGCUGAGGAAUUAUCAGAUAUCCCUCUAUAUUACGAAUAUGAUCAAUUGAUGCAUGUUGUGAAAUCAGCAGUGCCAAAAGCAGUUGACUUUCGUUCAGCACUCAUGAAUGCAGGCUAUCGUUGUUCCAUUUCUCAUUGCAAUCCAAAAGCAAUCAAAACCGAUGCUCCAACAUCAUUUUUAUGGGAUAUCGCCCGAACUGUGGCGAAGAAUAAUAAUGUGACAAGCGAGCGUUUUACAGAGGAUUGUGCCGGUAAAGUCGUUUUAGAACAGGAAAUAAAGCAUGAAAUCGUUUUUCGGAUGCAUCCGGAAGCUCUGGAGAAAAGUAAAAUUGAUUCGUUGCUACGUUUUCAACAGAGUAAAGGUAAGAAUAUGGGGCCAAAAGCAAAGACGAAAGGUUCGGUUUCUUCGACCCAAGCUGGCUUUCAGAUACCACAGCAGGCCGAAAAGAAAUGAAUAAUUGUCUCAUUUUGGAAUUUUAAAAAUUUUCACUUUUCCAUGUUUUUAGUAUUCUAUGUCUUUAGUAUUCUUGCGCUCUCUUAAAUAUUUUAAAUAUUUUGAUUUUUUAAGCAGAAUCUAUAUCGUAACUUGUACACUGAAACAAGUUAUAAUACAAAUUUUGGUACGUGGAAAACUUUUUAUCAAGCAAAUAAAUGUU
Messenger RNA from Loa loa (African eye worm), 1868 nucleotides. Its product is annotated as N2,N2-dimethylguanosine tRNA methyltransferase. Gene Ontology annotation, cellular component: nucleus. Gene Ontology annotation, molecular function: RNA binding. The record is from RefSeq and is a predicted model, not a curated record. NCBI's taxonomy places the organism in Eukaryota, Metazoa, Nematoda, Chromadorea, Rhabditida, Onchocercidae. The transcript is spliced from 12 exons. The coding region runs from base 44 to 1666 and encodes 540 amino acids. Gene Ontology annotation, biological process: tRNA N2-guanine methylation.